UUUAGUUUGAUACGACUUGUAACGUUGAUUUUAACUCGGUGAUCUCUGUACCGAUUUAUAAUGCAAAACCGAAAAGCAGUGGCAGUAAUCGGUUCUGUGGCUUCUUGGGGAGCGUUUGCUGUAGGAUGCAUAUAUGCCGCUCCAGUUUUAGUUGGUGCUGCGGCCGUUGGUGAAGUUUUCACUUUGGUAACUGCGGCUUGCAUGGACGAUGACAAGGACRAUGACAAGGACGAUGACAAGGAGACAAUUUUCUAUCAUUACACCGAUAAACAGGGUGCAGAAGGGAUUAGGAAAAGUGGUAAAAUCACGGAAUCCUCAAAUACACAAACAGACGCAGCUCUUGGACAAGGUGUCUACGUUACCACUUUGACACCAGAGACAMUCGACAAGGAACUUCUGAAGAACAACUACGACAGCGGUUGGAAAGAAAGAGAUACAAAUAAUGUGUCAUACUAUGUCAAGUURGUGUCUCGUGGUAGCCGYACGACAAAAAAAAGAUUCAAGACAAACAAAUCGUUGAGACGUGACGUGUACGUGCAUCAGGGUGACAUUGUGCUGAAAGAAUACAAUGGAGAAAUCGUUCAGAGAAUUUUCAAGUCAGAGUCAAAUUGUCCGUUAAUCUUUUUCGUCGUGUCUGUUAUUGUUCUUUUGUUUGCAGUUUUUGUAUUUCUUAUUCGUUAAGCCGGGAUAUCGAACUUUAAACAGGGUACACAAACUCACCCUGACCAACCCAGCCCCUUUGGUUACUGUUAUUAAAUUAUCAUUGUAUAUUACCCUGACCAACCCAGCCCCUUUGGUUACUGUUAUUAAAUUAUCAUUGUAUAUUACCCUGACCAACCCAGCCCCUUUGGUUACUGACCCUCACCAACCAAGCCCCUUUGGUUAAUAUUGUUAGAUUAUCAUUGUAUCUCACCCUCACCAACCAAGCCCAUUUGGUUAAUAUUGUUAGAUUAUCAUUGUAUAACGUCCCUCCGCCCCCUUUUCAAUGUUACAAGGAAGGUUCAUGGUCACAUCAAAAGACAACAUAUGCAUUGAUUCGGGGUCCGGGGGGUGAUAUAGUUUGUAUGGAAAUACUUACCAACAAUAUUGCUAUGUUUUCUUAGGCUGUCUUUUGACUCCCGUUGUAGGUUUUUGUGGUAUUAUACUACUUGUUAACCAUUUUUCAGAAGUCAUUUUUGGCAUUUUUUUAUGUGGUAGUUAGUUAUUACAAUUAUAAAGCUCUUAAUUCUACGACAAGUUUUGUAUGAUAACGUCAAAUUAUAGAUAUUCUUUCUUGGACGCUUCACAUUUGACAAAUAGUCCCUUCCUAAGUAAUCCAGUAUUCUCUAUCAAUCUUGUUAGCUWCUUGAAACAAAACAAAAAUGUAAAGAGCUUUCAAAUUGAUAUCAAUCAUUAGUAUCUACCAAACUAUCACAAAUCCAGCGUUCUGAUUGGCUACUGAACUAUGGUAUAUUCAUGAUAUACCGUGUUCGCAUCAAAUGAAGCGAAAUUAGAAAGAAUGUCUAGAAAAGUUGCUGUUAUUUUUUCAUGCUUUUUUGUCAGACUUGUCCAUCCGACCUCAUGGUCUGAUUGCUGAAUACCAUUUCCUUAGAAAGAAAUAUUUAGGCAAAGUUUUAUUUUCGUUGUUUGGGAGCAGCAUUCGUGUUGCUAUUGUCUGCUGAUGGCAGGGUCUUGUCGUUUGUAGUUUCUUGGAAGUCUGUCGUAGGUGGUGGUAGAGAGGUCGAAACAUUCUGAUUGGGUAAUCUUGCUGUACCCUCUUAGUGUCGGGUGCUUCUAUAAUACCGUGUUGCACUCAUUCUGUAUGUUUGGUGGUUGGAACACAAUUAGUGACUUGUGAUAGUUUUGCAUUCCUUGUUCUGUUCUGUUCUGUUCUUGUAGAGAAACGUUGCUGUGUCGUGGUUUUAUUGACGCUGAACAUUGAGAUGUUUUUCCAUGUUCUAAGGAUCUCGUUUGCGUACGUCUUUUGUUUGAUGCACUGGACUAUGGUUGUUGUUGUUAUCACGUGUCAUUUACCUGUUGUGUUGUUUCUUGUAGAAGGGUUUUUAUAGUUCAAGAGAUUAGUUAAGUUAGAUUACUCAAAUAUUAUAAGAAUAUUCUAAAUUCAGGGAUAGAAUACGGUGUAUAGUAGCAAUCAAGUUUUUGUUAAAUCCUUUAGGAUUACAGUGGGGGAUCCAUCUGUUGAGUGCAAGGGGUACGCAAUUCCUCUUGAGAUUUUGUAACCCUUUCUUUGUCUCUUUUGUGACCAUUAUUUUGCAGUGCACCCCUUCACCAGUUGAUCUGUAACCCCUCCCUAUCGAAAAUCCUGGAUCCGACACACUGGAGGAGCGAUCACUUAAUAAAUCAAAACGCUAUAUACAGACGAUAGGCUAGUAUUACUAUAUGAUUAUUCUACAACUCUUUUUCGGUUAAUUUUAUAAUUCUACUUAGUAUACACCAAACUAUUGGCUAUCAUUUUUUAGAAAUACUGAUAGCUUUGACAAUAAAGGACUUAGAAAAUUUCAUCUUGAAGUAAUGGAUCUAGUUUUAAACUAAGAUACUCAGUCCUUUACGCACACAAAAACCCGCAGCACUGGAAAAAAUCGCGCGCUAUAAAGGUUGUAAAUUUGAUGUAUAUAUGAUGUAAGUGUCCAAAAUGAUGUAAAUUUGAUGUAAAUGAUUUCCAUCAAAUUUACAUCAUUUUGGACACUUACAUCAUAUUUCCAUCAAAUUUACAUCCUUUAUGGUGCGCGAUUUUUUCCAGUGCAGUUUAUUGAGAAAACUAUUUUCGUCUUGGCUAUCACAAAUCCUGCAUUCUGAUUGGCUACUGAACUAUGAUCUAUUCAUGUUAUACCAUACCAAAUAGCUUGGUGAAUACCAAAACAACGGCCGAAUGGAAUAUCAACUCUUAGUUAACGCCAGACCGAGUGAUCUAAUUGUUAAACAUAUUAAGGUAUGAUUUAAUAAUAAAUGGUACUAUUUCAUUCAGCAUGAAA
Exaiptasia diaphana is the source of this 2972-nucleotide messenger RNA. RefSeq lists its product as uncharacterized. Lineage: Eukaryota; Metazoa; Cnidaria; Anthozoa; Actiniaria; Aiptasiidae. The record is from RefSeq and is a predicted model, not a curated record. Bases 61 to 681 code for a protein of 206 amino acids. The transcript has 3 exons.